CGAAAGCUACAGCUAGCAUUAUUUGCUACCGUCCGAAUUUGUAUACACACCACCAACCCUAAACGCAAACUACAAUGCAGAAUCAAUGUGCCGCUCCUAACUGUACUAGUGUGAAAUCGGACUUGUAUUCGCUCUUCCGUUUUCCGCUUGACGCAGAAAGGUGUAAAAUGUGGUUGGAAAAAUGCCAGCGGGAAGAUCUAAAGGAGAAAUCACCAGAACAUCUCUUCAGAUACUACAGACUUUGUGCAAAGCAUUUUGAAACUUCUGAUGAUAGUAGUGAUCCAAUUACAGUGAUAAACGAUGACACCAUCCCAACUAUCUUUGAUGAAGCCAACAAACUUCAAAAUCCACAAAUAAAGCGCACUCAGGAGACGGAUGAAGACACAAAGACGAAGGGAAGAAAAAAAAUCAAAAAAUCUAAUGUUGAAGUGCACAAGGAGGAGGCAACGAUAACUUCAAAGGAAGAUGGAUACAAAGACUAUCUCAGGUCAUUAUUUGAAGCGCUUGUACUGUUAGGAGAGCAAAACAUUCCGGUGACCUGGUCCAGUACUAUUAAACAAGACACUAUCGGAUUAAACAACUUUGAGGCAUUGCUAGAGUAUCGCAUCAGUUGUGGAGAUGAAGGGCUGAAGAAGUAUGAUGUAAACAAAGAGGGCUGUUCAUCACGUCAUCUUAAACAGCUGAUUGAAGUGUGCGAGAGAUGCAUCCGGAGUAAAGUGAUGGAGGAAGUGAAAGAAAAUGGCUUUUUCUCACUGAUUACUGAUGAUCUGGUGAAGAUUCUGCAAGAGUGGUACCUCCCUGUGUUCCUGCGCUAUGUGGAUGACUCAAACUACCAGCGUGAGAGGUUUGUGGGCUUCUUGCCUUUUGAUGGAGAUGCAGAUGUUUUGUCGGAGAAACUGCUGUCUGAAAUGAUCGAUGAAUGGGGGUUGAACAUGGACCAGUGUAGAGGCCAAGCCCACUCGUGCUCCGGGACACACUUCGCUAAAAUAAAAGCGUUUGCUGCCAAACUGAUGGAGAAGUAUCCAAUGGCUAUGCUCACAUUUCAACCCACUCAAGCCUUGAACAUAUCACUAGCCAAUGAUAUGGCUUUGUCAGGGGUCCAGCUUGUCAUUUCCACCUUGAAGAAAAUCGAGUCUUUCUUUGACCAGUCCCCUUUACUGUGUCUGGAGUUGGAGCAUGCCAUCUCAGUUAUUUAUCCAGAAAAAGAGGAGAAGGCCAAAGAACUGAAGGAGACGUGUUGCACCAGCUGGACCCGAAGACACGAUGCAUUUGAGGUGACACUGGAGCUUCUUGAGGCUUUGCUGCUUUGUGUGGACAGCGUACAUGACAAUGAAGACUUGCGAUGGAGCGAUCAGAUCACAUAUGAUGCCUUGGAGAUCUCAAAAGCUCUGGCUGACUUUGAAUUCAUCAUGGCCUUGGUUGUGCUGAAAAACACCAUGAUACUUUUAAGGGCAUUUGCGAAGAACAUCCAAGGCGAAGCAACAGACAUCUAUUUUGCUGCUGGCAGCGUAAAAGCAGUGUUGCACUCUCUGAAGGAAGUGGCUGACAAUAUUGACGUAUAUCAUGAGUUCUGGACAGAAGAGGCGGUUAACCUUUCUGCCACAAUGGAGAUUCCAGUAGAACUUCCUCGGUCGCUCUUGAGGAAGCAUCAGUCUGACGUGGGAACACUUCAACCAGAGAAUUACUACAAGGAGCACCUGACUGUUCCUGUGGUGAACAAUACGCUCAAAGAAGUCGGUGAACUCUUCAGUGAUGACCACCUGAAAGCACUAAAAUGUUUGUCACUGGUCCCUGCUGUAAUAGAACAAAACAAGGCUUCCCAGCCUGAAGAAGAAAACAUGUUAGUGUUUAAAAAUGACAUCCCGAACGUAGGUUCCCUCACCGCCGAGCUGCAUUGUUGGUGGGUUAAAUGGAAUAAAAAAGGGAAAGGAGAAUCGUUGCCCUCCACUCUGCAGGAAACGUUGCAGCAGGCUGAUGUAAAGUUCUUCCCAAACAUGCUAGCAGUCCUGAGGCUACUGGGCAUCCUGCCUACUUUGGCUCUGGAUACCAGUUGUGAUGUGGCAUUCAAGCGCUUCAAGACAUACAUGCACAACACCCCUGACACUGCGAAAUCAAAGAGCCUGGCUCUUCUCAACAUAAACAAUGAUGUGGGAUAUGAUUUGGAUUCAAUGGUUGAUAUCUAUAUGAAGACUUACCCCAAUGGCGAAGAUGCUUGAUACUUUAGCUCUGUUAGGAAACUAUCUAGUUUUUAGGGACUGGCGCUUGAUGAAAUCAUUUCCAUAUGUUCUAGUCCAAGCACUCAGACUCAUGAAAUGUAAAUUGAAGAAGUCUUUCGGCUUUUCCCCAUCACGGGUCACCACUGCGAGUCACUCAUAUGAUUUGUUUGCCACAGUUUCAACUCAUUAAAACUAACAUACAAAUAUGCUACACCUUUGCUAUAUGUUUUAUAUCAUCAUGUCGCGUGUUAGGAAAACAAUUUUGACAGAAGCAUCUUGUGAAUAUCAGUCAAGAUUACAAUUGCUCCAAAUGACUACUGUGACUAUCCAUCAGUCAUCCAAAAUACAUAAUUAUGUUAGGUUUACAUUUUUUUUUUUUUUUUUUUAAAUGUUGGGACAACUACACAUUCUGUGAAAAUGUAAAUAAAGUGUUUCAGCUUU
Phycodurus eques (leafy seadragon) is the source of this 2657-nucleotide messenger RNA. It is a transcript of the gene thap12a, whose product is annotated as THAP domain containing 12a. The transcript has 5 exons. Lineage: Eukaryota; Metazoa; Chordata; Actinopteri; Syngnathiformes; Syngnathidae. The record is from RefSeq and is a predicted model, not a curated record. Bases 75 to 2216 code for a protein of 713 amino acids.